Gymnodraco acuticeps is the source of this 1852-nucleotide messenger RNA. RefSeq names its product succinate receptor 1-like. Lineage: Eukaryota; Metazoa; Chordata; Actinopteri; Perciformes; Bathydraconidae. The record is from RefSeq and is a predicted model, not a curated record. The transcript is spliced from 2 exons. Gene Ontology annotation, molecular function: G protein-coupled receptor activity. Gene Ontology annotation, cellular component: plasma membrane. The coding region runs from base 449 to 1402 and encodes 317 amino acids. Gene Ontology annotation, biological process: G protein-coupled receptor signaling pathway.
GCUCUAUACAAGUAUUGAUUUAUAAAAGGUGCAUUUAACAUAUUUAAUUGUGGAUAUUGCAUUGUAAUGACAAUAAGUACGACAUUUAGUACAAAUCUGAAAAGUGUUUUAAGUGUUGCACUUUUCCUCUAGAGAUGAAAUAGGACAUAUUUUCCAUGUUAAUACAAACUCCAGCUGUAACCAGACAGGGCUUCAGUUUGAUUAUUUGUUAGGUUGUUUAAGUAACCUAUUAAGUCUUCUAGUUUCAUUUGUUUAGCUUGCAUCAUCUUUCCAUAUUUUAUAUGCAAAUCAAAUUCAAACAGCCUUUUGUAUUCUCAGCCAGUAUGUAUUAAAGGCAGCAGUACCCUCACAUCUCAGUGUUGACAUGUCCACUCUGCAUAUAGUGACUGCACCUGCUCAUGGUCCUACUCUCUAUUCACCUACCCACAACUACUAGAACAACUACAGCAUGGUGCUUGAUUGUACCAAGAUCAAGGAUGUCCUGGAGAGGUACUACCUGUCACCAUUUUAUGCCGUCGAGUUCUGCGUUGGUUUCCCUGGCAACCUUUUGGUUGUACUUGGCUAUAUAUUUUGUUUGCAGGAGUGGCAGAGCUGCAAUAUUUACCUCUUCAACCUGGCAGUCUCUGACCUUAUUUUCCUCUGCACACUUCCACGCCUCUCGUACCUCUAUGCAAAUGACCUACCAGAGAAGAGUCCCUAUGGUUGCGUUAUCAACCGCUAUGUCCUGCAUGUCAAUCUUUACUCAUCCAUACUGUUUAUGGUUUGGGUUAGCAUGGACCGUUUCCUGCUCAUAAGACAUCCAACACGUAACCACUGCCUGUUGAGGCCGAAAAUAGCCAUGAUCGUGUCAGGGCUGAGCUGGCUAGCUGUUAAUUUGGAAGUUGCUCCGAUGAUAUCACUGAUGGUCCAUGACCUUCAGAGAGGAAACUGGAGUAGCUGCAAGGAUUUUGCCAGCUUGAAAGGAGAGGUCCAUACAUUGGGCUACAGCCUAGGGCUUACCCUCACUGGUUACGCUCUCCCUUUGCUUGGACUGUGUGGUUUCUCGUAUCAAAUUGCACAUUUGCUCCAUAUCCAGGAAAGGGCCAUACAGCGCCGGACAACCACGUACAAGCGUCCUCUCAGGGUUGCUGUAUCGGCCGCUAUCAUGUUUCUGCUUCUCUACACACCCUACCAUGUGUUGAGAAAUAUCCGAAUAGCAUCUCAGCACGACUGGACAGGGUUGCAGCUUUGCACAAGGAUGAGCAUAGAGAGCCUGUACAUCAUCACAAGACCAUUUGCCUUCUUGCACAGUGUCAUCAACCCUGUCUUUUACUUCCUCAUGGGGGACAAAUUCAAAAAGCUCCUAUUGGCUAAGCUCAGGAAGCUGAUCAGAAAGACAGAGCAGCAAAGAGAACCAGCCUGAAAAAAUUCAACAUAGUGUCCCUAAAUAAAAGAAACAUCAAUAUAGCAAAUCCAAACAUGUGAAUCAGCUCCUUCUUUACGUUGUUACGACCCUGGGUCGUUAUGUGUAUUGUGUGCAGAUUUUCUUCCUCCUUCUGUGUUUGUGUGGCUGCGUGUGAUUGAACAGGUGGUGUCCGGUUGCUGAUUGGCUGCCCUCGACAGGCUGAUUGGUCCACCUGAGGAGACCGGAGCAUUUAAGCUGCAGCCAUGCAGUUUCUCGGUCUCUCUGACUCAACUUCUCCUACUCCCAAUGCGGCGCAUGUUUAGAUAUUUUGUCCUGUGGUGCUAUGUUGCAGUCACAUUAAAACAGUUACUAAAUCAGCCUAUUAUCACCUAAAGAAUAUAUCUAGGAUUAAAAGACUAAUGUCACAGCAGGAUUUGGAAAAACUUGUCCAUGCUUUUAUCUUCAGUA